Gekko japonicus is the source of this 3851-nucleotide messenger RNA. RefSeq names its product LON peptidase N-terminal domain and ring finger 2 (gene LONRF2). Bases 247 to 3180 code for a protein of 977 amino acids. NCBI's taxonomy places the organism in Eukaryota, Metazoa, Chordata, Lepidosauria, Squamata, Gekkonidae. The transcript is spliced from 13 exons. The record is from RefSeq and is a predicted model, not a curated record. Gene Ontology annotation, molecular function: protein binding.
AGCACUCCGCGCCCCGGCUGCGCCUGACGGGGUCCUCCUCCGCGCCCUGGCGAAAGCUCCGCUCGCCGAGCAUGGCGGCGUUGGUGGCGGCGGCAGCGGGGGCUCCGUGAGGCUGCAGCCGGCGGGGGGUGCCGCCCUCCCUUUCUCCCAGCCCGCCGAGAGGCUGCGCAAGGCGAUGGAAACCUAGCAGCGCCGCCGCCGCCGCGGCCACCACACCCACCCCAGCCAGCGCGUCCGUCCGGGAAGAUGGAGCUGGGGGGCGCCCACUUCCAGCAGGCCCCGUCCGGCGGCGGGGGUCCCUGCCCGGAGAUGUUGCAAGUGGCCGAGGAGGCUUUCCGAGGUGGGCAGUUCGCGCUGGCGGCCGAGAUCCUCGCCUCGCAGCUGGCCGAGCUGCCUCAGCCCGAGCGAGGCCUGUGCCUCCGCCAGGGGGAUGCGCUGGCCCGCGCGGGACGCAUGGCCGAGGCGCUGGAGUCCUACAGCGCGGCCGCCGGGCUGGCCCGGCUGCGGCCCGAGGAGCUGCGGGAGCUGGCCGAGAGCUUCGCCCUCACCCUCCGCGAGAAAGAGCUGCGGCUGCCGCCCUGGCCGGGGCCCGAGGGGGCCGACCCACUGGGGGACCCCGCCUGCUGCCGCCCGCCCGAGCUCCUGGGCUGCCCUUCGUGUCUGCGGCUGCUCUGCGAGCCGGUCACUCUGCACUGCGGGCACACCCACUGCAAGCGCUGCGCCCUCAACGGCGGAGGGGAGUGCGCCCCUUGCGCAGCCCGCCGCUCGGGCCCGGGCUCCGGCGCGGCGGCCCAACCGCCCGCCAGCCUCCGCGCCAACGUGGUCCUGGGCAGCUGGCUGGAGAAGUGGUUCCCGGACGAGAGCCGAGCGCGCCGGCUGUGCGCCGAAGGGGACGCGGCGUGGGAGAGGCAAGAGCUGGCGGCCGCGCUGGAGAAGUACAACCAGGCCCUGGAACUCGGCCUCCAAAGAAGCCAACCAUGUCUCACUGGUAAGAGCACGAGUCCAGGAGCACCUCAAAGGCAUCAGCCCGAGCGAGGCCUGUGCCUGCGCCAGGGGGAUGCGCUGGCCCGCGCGGGACGCAUGGCCGAGGCGCUGGAGUCCUACAGCGCGGCCGCCGGGCUGGCCCGGCUGCGGCCCGAGGAGCUGCGGGAGCUGGCCGAGAGCUUCGCCCUCACCCUCCGCGAGAAAGAGCUGCGGCUGCCGCCCUGGCCGGGGCCCGAGGGGGCCGACCCACUGGGGGACCCCGCCUGCUGCCGCCCGCCCGAGCUCCUGGGCUGCCCUUCGUGUCUGCGGCUGCUCUGCGAGCCGGUGACUCUGCACUGCGGGCACACCCACUGCAAGCGCUGCGCCCUCAACGGCGGAGGGGAGUGCGCCCCUUGCGCAGCCCGCCGCUCGGGCCCGGGCUCCGGCGCGGCGGCCCAACCGCCCGCCAGCCUCCGCGCCAACGUGGUCCUGGGCAGCUGGCUGGAGAAGUGGUUCCCGGACGAGAGCCGAGCGCGCCGGCUGUGCGCCGAAGGGGACGCGGCGUGGGAGAGGCAAGAGCUGGCGGCCGCGCUGGAGAAGUACAACCAGGCCCUGGAACUCGCUUCCUGUAAAUGUUCAUUAAUAGCACAACGGGCAGAACUGUGUACAGCUAUGAAGAAUUAUCAGCAAGCCCUUUAUGAUGCGGAGGCCCUCUGCCGAAAUAAGCCCCACUGGCCUAAGGGCCAUUAUGUGAAAGCACAAGCUCUUUCUGGAUUAGGAAGGAUUGAAGAAGCAUUGAAGGAGUUUCUUUAUUGUGUUGCCUUAAAUCCUGAAUGGAGCUCAAUGAAGAUGGAAGCCCAAAAGAUAAUGUGUGAGAUGUUUUUUCCAGCCUUUGAAAAUGUGCACGAUACUCUAACAACUCCUUUUUGCAAUCGUACCUCUUAUACAAGGCUGAAGCCUGCGUUUCUAAGUAGCAUAAAUACCCAGUCUUCUACAGAGGAUGGGCUAACUGAAGAGAGCUCAAAGGAGACUGUCUUGCGGUUAACAAAAACCCCGUCCCAGGAUACUGAUGUCUUUCGAAAUACUGAUUCUUCUGUUUCCCAACAUAUACUAGAUGUGUAUUUUGAAGAUAAAAAAACUCUGGGAACAGUACUCUCUAAUCUACCUGGUGCAAGCUUAAAAAGAAAGUUCUCUAGUGAUGUGGGAGAUUUACAGAAUUUAGAUGUCCCUAGCAAAAUUCCUAGAAAAGAUGGGAAUACUACCUGUGCAAACUCCACCACUCUUCCCUUAAAAGUGAUACCUGCAAACCUCGUCGAUGCAUCUGACUUUGAGUGUUCCCUCUGUAUGAGGUUAUUUUAUGAGCCUGUAGCUACUCGUUGUGGACACACAUUCUGCCUCAAAUGCCUUGAACGUUGUAUGGACCAUAAUCCUCACUGUCCACUGUGCAAGGAAGAGCUCUCUGAGUUUUUGGCAAGCAGAACUUAUAAAAAAACCAUCCUUACUGAAGAGUUAAUAGUUCGUUAUUUGCCAGACGAGUUGUCUGAAAGGAGGAAAGUUUAUGAGGAAGAAAUGAAGGAAUUAUCAAAUUUGAAUAAAGAUGUUCCUAUCUUUGUGUGCACCAUGGCUUUACCUACCAUCCCCUGCCCCCUUCACGUCUUUGAACCUCGCUAUCGGUUAAUGAUAAGAAGAUGCAUGGAAACUGGUACCAAGCAGUUCGGCAUGUGUUUAGCAGAUGAGCUGAAAGGCUUUGCCGAUUAUGGCUGCAUGCUAGAGGUCAGGGAUGUAAAGUUCUUCCCCGAUGGCCGCUCAGUUGUUGAUACAGUUGGCGUUCGGCGUUUCAGAGUCUUGAGCCAUGGUCAACGAGAUGGGUAUAAUACUGCAAACAUUGAAUAUCUGGAAGAUAAAAAGGUUGAAGGAGCAGAGUAUGAAGAACUUGUCCGCCUUCAUGAUUCCGUGUAUGAUCAAGCUGUCGCCUGGUUUACUUCUCUUAAGGACAAUAUGAAAGCCCAGAUUUUAAACCACUUUGGAUCAAUGCCAGGGAAAGAACCUGAGCCACAGAGCAGUCCCAGUGGUCCGGCUUGGUCUUGGUGGCUAUUAGCCGUAUUACCACUAGAGAACAGGGCCCAGUUGGCCAUUCUUGCCAUGACUUCGCUGAAAGACCGGCUUAUUGCUAUACGACGUGUAUUAAUAUUUGUGACGCGCAAAAGACCCAGAUGACAUCGCCUUAUCUGUGACCCACUUGUUGCAAAUGCAAGAAAGAAAGAAGAUAUCAAACAAUUAUUCCUACUAAUGACAGUGAUCUGCUCAUCUCGGCAUGCACCAUCGUUUGCACUCUCUAUCCAGUAGUUAAGCACUCAGUGCCUAUUGUCCUAAAGAAAUCUGAGCCUCUUGGAAGUUGUGCCACAAUUACAACAUAGCUAACAGUACGGUUGUAGGCAACAGCUCAAAAAUACCCCAAUUGUCUACUUGUUACAGUGAGACAAGCAAGUUAGGAGCCCUACGUUGUCACAAAGCCCUAAAUGAGGUUUCAACUUAGUAGCAAUGACACAAACUCAGAACAGUAGAUUAGGAACUGGGGGGGAAAUGCAUUAUUAGAAUAUGCCUGAUAGCAAACUGAAGGGAAAUUCCUCAGACUGAAGGAAGAAUGGCAACCGAAUGAGCAGAACAGUCUUUCCAUCUGCAGCCUCUUGACUAAAUGAUUGAUGUAUGAAGUGAACUGGGAUUUUCCUGAUCAAAAUAUUCCCUUCAGAGGAUUUGUCUGUCCAGAAGAGCAGCUGCUGAAGAGCAGUGUGGCUAGUAGAACAAGUUAAUCUCUUGUGUUUUGUAAUUUGCAUGCUGUGUGUAAUAGGAAGAAUGUUUAAAAUAUAUAUAUAUAUAUAUUAUUCUCU